Molecule: messenger RNA, 982 nt
Organism: Nematocida parisii ERTm1
Lineage: Eukaryota; Fungi; Microsporidia
Exons: 1
Coding region: 1-966 (321 amino acids)
Biological process (GO): RNA (guanine-N7)-methylation
Cellular component (GO): nucleus; cytosol; tRNA methyltransferase complex
Molecular function (GO): tRNA (guanine(46)-N7)-methyltransferase activity; protein binding
Source: RefSeq, a predicted model, not a curated record
AUGCUUUCUACAAUAACAUACACCAAUUCUAGUAUAAUUAUUCUAAAUGAGAAAGUAUUAAAUAUAUACAAGAACGGAGAGCACAGUCAAAUACAACUGCAAAGCAGAGGAGUAUUGGUGUAUGAUAAGUAUGUAAUAACAGAAAACAAAGAUAUACUUGAAAUACACAACAACACAGUUGAUGUUAUUGGAAAAACACACAAAAUACCAACGAAGAUCACAGUUGACAAUGGGUCUAUGUACAUUGCAGAUAAGUCUGGCUCUGUGUAUAGGCUAGAAAGUCUAGAGAAUCUAUCUAAAAACCCAUCUGAAAGCAUACCAACCCAUUUAUUUGGAUCUAUUUCUAUGAUAACAGAUAUUAUUGCUACGGAUGGAUUGGUUAUUACCGCUGACAAGGAUAACAAAAUACGUAUUACAGAAAACCAAUAUCCACAUAGAAUACAAAAAUUCAUCCAAGUGCACAGCAAGCCACUUAUAUCCAUGGCCAUUGCAGGAGAAUAUUUGGUAUCUGGUGGUUAUGAUUGGUAUGUUUCAUUGUAUAAUUUUAAAUCUAAGAAAACCUUUAUUUUUGACCUUAUAACCCAUAAAACCCAAGAUUUAGGAGAUAUCUUCCCUGGUGUAGAUACUCCUGAAAGCAUAUCAAAUAUUAACCUAGAAUGUGAAAGCAGAGUAAAAAAAAUUCUUGCAUAUGGCGAAACAGUUGUUAUAUUAAAAGCAGAAAGCCUUUUUUUAGUAGACCUAUCCAAGCUAACCAACGAUGGAUAUAUAUCCUGUGCUGAAAUACCCAGCUUAUCUGGCAAGCCACUUGUUGAUGGCAUGUCUAUGAAAGAAGGAUAUGCUGUAUUAGAUGAGGAAGGCUCAUUGUUUACAUUUACCCCAGAAAACCCAGUACAGAUGAAAAUGCUGCAGGUUCCAAACUAUACACAUAAAAUCGAUAUUUCGAUUGCUAAUAAGUACUUGGAGUAGAGUAAGUGAAUAAAUA